GUCCGAACGUCAAGGGCGGACGGGAGAAAUCGCCGCCCGAACGGGCGGUGGAGAAGAGCAUCGAUUCCAUGCUGCUCGGAUCCCAUUUCUCUCUCUCUCUCUGUCUCUAUCUCUAGCUCUCCAGCUCAGGCUCUGCAAAUUCAAAGCCCGAAGCUCUUCCCCACUUCCCGAAUCCGAGAGACUAAAGUGAAGCGGCAAUCCUGAUCCUUGGACCGACGCAAGCACGCCCCCGCGCACCACCACCAGUCACCACCACCAUGUCGUGGCAGACCUACGUCGACGAUCACCUCAUGUGCGACAUCGACGGCCAGGGGCAGCACCUCUCCGCCGCCGCCAUCGUCGGCCACGACGGCAGCGUCUGGGCUCAGAGCUCCACUUUCCCACAGUUCAAGGCUCCAGAAAUUGCUGGCAUUCUGAAAGAUUUUGAGGAACCGGGUCAUCUCGCCCCGACAGGUUUGUUUCUUGGCGGCACCAAGUACCUGGUUAUUCAGGGGGAGCCUGGCGUCGUCAUCCGCGGAAAGAAGGGAUCUGGAGGCAUUACGAUCAAGAAAACCGGGCAAGCUCUAGUUUUCGGAGUCUACGAGGAACCCGUGACUCCAGGACAGUGCAACAUGGUUGUCGAGAGGCUCGGAGAUUACCUGAUCGAUCAGGGCCUGUAGGCCUCUGCUCAACUCCAUCUAUUCAGUACCCCUGUCCACAAGGUCUAGCUUCUGGCUCAUCUUCUGCAUCUGAGUUUGCGCAUCCUGGAUCGACAAGUCGUGUAAAAUAACCGUGUGGCGGUAAAGGUAUUCAUUCCCUGAGUGUUGUUGGCUUAUACACCUUGAUUUUUUUGCAUACAUUACUACAUAUGAUUUAUCGACCUUAUCCUCUUUGGGGUUUAUGGUGCUGGCAAUAGAUUUCAAGUUUUGACUA
Molecule: messenger RNA, 912 nt
Organism: Eucalyptus grandis
Lineage: Eukaryota; Viridiplantae; Streptophyta; Magnoliopsida; Myrtales; Myrtaceae
Product: profilin-2
Exons: 3
Coding region: 258-659 (133 amino acids)
Cellular component (GO): cell cortex
Molecular function (GO): actin monomer binding
Source: RefSeq, a predicted model, not a curated record